Molecule: messenger RNA, 966 nt
Organism: Asparagus officinalis (garden asparagus)
Lineage: Eukaryota; Viridiplantae; Streptophyta; Magnoliopsida; Asparagales; Asparagaceae
Product: ribosomal RNA large subunit methyltransferase E
Exons: 6
Coding region: 248-658 (136 amino acids)
Biological process (GO): RNA methylation
Molecular function (GO): rRNA (uridine-2'-O-ribose)-methyltransferase activity
Source: RefSeq, a predicted model, not a curated record
UUCGGUUCAAUCUCUAAAGCUUCUUCAGUUGCAAAAACAGUUCAAAUUGAUUGGUGCGGGCGCUUCGGUUCUCGAUCUUGGAUGCGCUCCCGGUGCUUGGCUUCAGGUGGCUUGUCAGAGUUUAGGGCCACUGGAGAAGGGUGGGGCUGUUAUCGGUGUUGAUAUAAAGGUUGGUGACAUUGAGCAGAAUGUUAAGGUUCCGUCCCAUCACUGUGACUCUAGAGUACGAACAGUUUCUGCUGAUGUUAUGGAGCUAAUGAAGAGCCAGGCUAGGGAACUGUCUCCUCAGGGAAAAGGUUUUUCUGUGAUACUGUCUGAUAUGUGUCCUAUGGUAACUGGUAUCACUACAAGAGAUGCAGCCUUGUCCAGUGAGCUUGGGAAGAGAGCACUCUCACUGUCUAUUGGCAGGGCAAAGGUGCCCGGUUCAACUGAUAAAGAUAAUGAUGAGGAUUAUCUCGAUAAUUCAGAGCUAGAUGCAAAUGAAAAUGGUGUUCUCCGGCGUGGGGGCAAUCUUGUUGUCAAGCUUCUUGAGAGUGAAUAUAAUAAAGAAUUUGGCAACUUCUGCAAACCACGUUUUAAGAAGGUGACAUGGUCAAGGCCGAAAGCUACAAGAGCUUCCUCAAGAGAGAUCUAUUUGAUUUGUCAAGGUCUGCGAUAACCGGAGAACAAAUGGAGGGACUUUUAAUACUUUACUUUUGGUCCAAUAUGAAGGUUUUAGUUUCAAAAGUGCCUAUUGAUGCUAUAUAUAUGUAAGUGAUAUAUCGCAACUAAUUCAGAUUCUUUUGAAUGAAAAUGCAUAUCAGAUGAGGUGAAAUUAAAAGUGGGUUAAUCAUCUAUUUAUCACAGUUGUAUUAAGAAAAAUUGGUUGAAAUGUUGAUGAGGAUCUUAAAAUUGUGAUCACCUAUGUUGUGUACAUUGAGCUUUGUAUAAAUACUACAAAUGAGAAUAAUUUUUUAUUGUGAGUUA